AUAUGAAAAAGUGAACACACAGAGAAGGUGGAGGGGUUCAACAUCUUAUAAAUACAUAACAAUAAUUUUAAUCUUAAAUUCGUCUCUGUCCUUGUGUGCAGCCGUCUCCAACUAUUGACGCAACCUGCAAAUUCAUCUAAUAUAUCUUAACCAAACCCCACCAUUUUCUUGUUCUUCUGGAAGAGGGGUGGGGGGUCCCUCCUAUAAAACAAACAGAGUCUUGUACACGGGUUAACAUGCUCUUAUAUACCCAAACAUUUCAAAACUUUGAGCAAAAUAUCCCAAAGUGUCACAAUUUGAAACAUACUUGACAGUACUCCUCUUGUCCUAACAAAAAGUUAAAUGGCUUCUUGGUUUGAAAAACAGCAACCCAAUGAACAAACUCAUCCAAGAAAUUACAAGAAGAAUAGAGUAAAUAAGCCAAAAAGUUUUGAUGAAUCCAUUUUGAUACCCAAAAAUUCACCAACUUCUUUUGCAGCUAAUUAUGGUUACUAUUCCUCAUCCUCUGUUUCUCAUUCCUUCACAAGUACAAAAGAGAAGAAACUUCAUCCUCUUUUUCCUUUGCCUUUGCCAUUAGAUUCACCUCAUUUCUCCACAAGAUCAAGUAGUGGAUCAUCCUCUAGCUCAUCUCAGUUCAAUGAUGAUGAUGAAGAACAAAGGAUUAGUCCACUAUUUAGUCCAUUCAGAAACAAAUGCAAUGAUUGGUCAAGAACAUCAAAUGAGAGUUCAAAAUCUACCUCUCCUUGCACUUCACCAACAACAUAUCCAGUGUGUGAAUGGGGAAAACAUUUGGAUUCUCCUAAUGGGAAACAAGAGAAGUGUAAUCAUCCACGCCGUCCUCUCCCUCUUCCACCAAAUUCUUCUACUAAUAAAACAGGACAAUGGAAGAAAGGGAAAUUGUUAGCAAAAGGGACAUUUGGAAAUGUCUAUGCUGGAUUUAAUAGUGAUAAUGGAAAAAUGUGUGCUAUAAAGGAAGUGAGAAUCAUCUUUAACGACACAACAUCAAAAGAACGUCUCAAGCAGCUGAACCAGGAGAUUACAUUACUCAGUCAAUUCUCACAUACAAACAUUGUGCAAUACUAUGGAAGUGAACUGAGAGGAGAUAAAUUGUCACUCUACUUAGAGUAUGUCCCAGGAGGUUCAAUUCUGAAACUACUUCAAGAAUAUGGUCCUUUUGAAGAACAAAUUAUCAGCAGUUACACUCGAAAAAUUCUCUCCGGAUUAGUAUUCUUGCAUGAGAGAAACAUAGCACACAGGGAUAUUAAAGGAGCGAAUAUACUAGUAAAUGCUAAAGGUGAAAUCAAGCUUGCAGACUUUGGAAUGGCUAAACAUGUAUGUUAUAGAUCACCUAUAAACUCGUGUUGUCUGAUGGAUUCCUUCAAAGGAAGUCCAUAUUGGAUGGCUCCAGAGGUAGUAAAAGAAACAGGAGGUUCCAGUGUUUCUGUAGAUAUUUGGAGCCUAGGCUGUACUGUUCUUGAGAUGGCAACAGCUAAACCACCAUUCUGGGGCCAAUAUGGAGCUGCUGCAUUACAGGAAGAUGGGAAAGACAUUCCUGAAAUUCCCAGGAACCUCUCAGAUAAUGCAAAGAGUUUUUUGAAACUUUGCCUGCAGAGGAAUCCAAGUCGCCGUUCCACGGCUGUUCAGCUGCUAUACCAUCCAUUUGUUCAGGCUUAGUGGUGAGAAGGAAUUAGACACCAUUCCAUCUUGAUGAGAAUCCAUCACCAACCAGCCAAUUUUAUGGCUGUGGAUAUUGCUGGCUUGUAUCUUGACUACUGACCAAGACUGAUAGUGAAGAGAUUCUUUUUAAGCUGUAGCAAGAUGGGAAGGAUCUGGAUUAGAGAAAUGAAGCUGAAGAACCAAGUAAAAACUAC
This is a messenger RNA of Solanum dulcamara, 1871 nucleotides long. Its product is annotated as mitogen-activated protein kinase kinase kinase 3-like. Gene Ontology annotation, biological process: protein phosphorylation. The coding region runs from base 343 to 1674 and encodes 443 amino acids. The record is from RefSeq and is a predicted model, not a curated record. The transcript is spliced from 10 exons. Gene Ontology annotation, molecular function: protein kinase activity; ATP binding. NCBI's taxonomy places the organism in Eukaryota, Viridiplantae, Streptophyta, Magnoliopsida, Solanales, Solanaceae.